UGCCCAGUGGUUGCAGUUGCUGAUGAUUUCACGGCAACAGCAGUGAAACACAGACUGCGCUCCGAUAGCUGGUUACUGAAUGAAAUACUGCAAAUGGGUGGAAAGAAAAAAGACAGCAUGUGAGCGUCAGAGAGACACAGAGAGGGAAGCUGAGAGCAAGGAAAGUGCUGUGUCUCAAGGAGUCUCCCAGGUGUACUGCAGAAGCUUUUCGGAAAUGGAUGCAAGGACCAUCUGCUGCCUAUAGCUUAGAGGGCUGUAGACGAGGAGUGUAGAGGAAGAGCUUAUGGCUCUUUUGAAUAAAAAUCGAAGUUCUGCAUAACUGAUUCAUCAAGAUAAAUCAUGAGUAUGCACUUGCAUGGAAUAUUAAUCUCUAAAUCCAUGCCACAGAUAGACAGCCUACAUUGCUAUAAAAAAUAAACCCAGCAACAAUGCAGUGAAUAAAUUCUGCAGUGAUUAUCUGGUUUACGUACGCAGAAAAAGAGAAGCAAAACAGAGACAGCUCUUAUCGCACUGUGACAUUUGCAAGGCACUGCAUUUAAUGUUGAGAGAUGCUAUGCAUUAAAUCUGACAACUGUGAUAAGAGAGAUCAUGGAGAAGUCAAGUAGUGAGGAUUCUUCUAUUCACCGGAGUCCAUCUUUGGAUAGCAAAGACUCAGAUUUUGCUAAACCUUCUACCUCAGGGAGGCAAUUUGGUCGAGGUUUUACUGCUGGAGCUUUCUAUGGUACAACUGGAUCACGCACACAGAGCCGCACUGGGAUCGGAACCGGGACUGGCGUUGGGACUGGGACUGGCAUAAAAACUGACAAAUACAGUGCGCCCAAAGGCAGCAAAUACGUGGUCUUUUACCUGGAUCUGUCCUUUGUUUUCCUUUUAGAAUUUAAGAAGUGCAACAUGGCAAGAGGCUGCCUGUGUUGUUUGAAAUACAUGAUGUUCCUUUUCAAUUUAAUGUUUUGGUUAUGUGGCUGUGGGCUGCUGGGUGUGGGCAUCUGGCUGUCAGUGUCACAAGGAAACUUUGCUACAUUUUCUCCUAGCUUUCCGUCGCUUUCAGCUGCCAACCUCGUCAUUGCCAUUGGCACAGUCAUCAUGGUGACAGGCUUUCUGGGCUGCCUAGGUGCUAUCAAGGAAAACAAGUGCCUCCUGUUGAGUUUUUUCAUCGUUUUGCUGAUAAUUCUCCUGGCAGAGCUGAUAUUACUUAUUUUGUUCUUUGUUUAUAUGGACAAGGUCAGUGAGAGUGCAAAGAAGGAUUUGAAAGAAGGUAUGAAGCUAUACAAUUCAGAAAAUAAUGUUGGACUGAAAAAUGCAUGGAAUAUCAUUCAAGCAGAGAUGAAAUGCUGUGGAGUGAAUGACUUUACAGAUUGGUACCCAGUGCUAGGAGAAAACGCUGUCCCCGACCGCUGUUGCACAGAAAACUCCGAAGACUGUGGACGGAACUCCACUGAACUAGUGUGGAAAACGGGAUGUUAUGAGAGAGUUAUGACCUGGUUUGAUGAGAAUAAGCAUGUUCUUGGUUCGGUUGGGAUGUGCAUCCUCAUAAUGCAGAUUCUUGGCAUGGCCUUCUCCAUGACACUCUUCCAGCAGAUUCACAGGACUGGCAAAAAAUAUGAUGCCUAAAGCCUCUGAAACAUUAUCACAUCCUUCUGUCUCAUCAUAUAAAUGAACAAAAGGAAUGACUGCAAAGAGUAUCAUGCCUAGCCCUGCUGAGGAAAUCCAUCCCAUUGACUUUGUUGUUACUUGUCCAGUUACUAUCACAACUUGUCGACUCAUUCUUUUGUCUGUUUCACAUUUGCCGUUUAUUUGCCAAAGAGGGGAGAAACCCCCAAACAAAUGGAUUUUCUACACAAAAUCAUAGAUCUGCUCUGAGAAUGUUUCUUAACUUAAGAAAAUGUUUUCCUCUACUAAUCCAUGCUAUAUGUGCAAAAGUUAUGUGUUUUCAACUUCAAGGGAGAAUCUCCAAAGUCUUUUCCAUUAAGUUUUCAACCCUCAUGCCCAAUUUACUGGAAGACUCAGCAAAGCUACUCUGAGAGUCCUAGGAAUUGGAGCUGCUUUGCUUUGCAGCUUCUUCUUCUACCUUAUGGUGUAUACUUUUUUGUUAUGAUAAUUAUGAUGAUGAUUAUAAUGAUGGAUAUAGCUUAGAAUUUAGUUGCCUGACUUAUAACUUCUGGGUUUGGUUUUACACAUUUAUUGUACAUUCAUUUGGGAACCACUGUGCGAUCUUCAGCUGACAUGUUUUUCAAAGCUGACAGUUGAUGCAGGUAAAUAACUUUUCUCAAGUCCAUGGGGGGGGGGUAUCAUCUACCUUUAUCAGGGCCUUGAUGUCCUUACUGUAAGAGAGGUUUUCUUUUCAAAUCAGAGGUUCUUUCCUCAGAUGGAGUAUAAAGUCUUCCCAUUGGACCAGAUGGUGAGCUUCCCUACUUCUGUGAGGCAAAAUUCCACUGCCUUUAGUAACCCAAAGCAGUGUCAUGCUGUUUUGAAAGCUAAAAAUACUGAAUAAGCAAGUUACUGCUCCCUGGCACGAAGGAGAGAGAAUUGCAGUCUACCCUACUGGCCAGCUGUCAGCAGACUUCACAGAUUGUGUUGUCUGCUUCAUAAAGUUUGCCCAAGGCAUGGCGUACUGCUAGAUAUGAAAGAAGGGCAUGGCAAUUUAGUAGCAGUAUCGUUAUGCCAUGCCCUCUCUGAAGGGGUUUCCUGAGGCAGGUGACAGCUGUCUCCCUGAGCUGGAAAAGGUUUGAUUAAAGGUAACUGGAUGAUGCAGGGAAGGGACAAUGUCCAAAACAGCGUUUAGAGACAGUAUGUGUUGUCACACCAUCAGUACAGAAUUGCUUCUUGCUGACAGAUUGCCAAGACCAUCCAAUGGGGUAAGUUCACUGCAAUGCAUAUUUUUACCAACAUUCCUGUUAGAAAACUUCUCCUGUUAGAAAACAUUUCUCUAGUUUGCUGCUUCAUUGCAAGCAGACCCCAUUUACCUUUUGCUCCAGGUUUUUACUGUUUUGAGAAGGAAGAAGGAAAGGCUUAAACAUUGGAGGAUGUACUGGUUUAACUCCAGGCAGGACACUUAGCUCUGAAAAAAACCACUGCUUUUUGUAUUAGCAGCAGUAAGAAGUAACCUUCAGAGGUUACCUCAUCCAAUGUCACUCUUAAAGGAGUACUGUCAUCUAUGCGAGAUGGGGUUUACUCUGACAUUAUUGGGCUGAGUUUCAGAAACUAUUGAGGAUGGAGGUUGUGUGCCUUUCAGAGCCAUGCCAUGUCAAACUACUCCUCUGGUAAACAAGUUUCUCUUAAUGUCCACUCUGAAUGUUUAUACUUUAAACUCUUGAAAGAUAUAAUUUUCAUUGUAUCAUUCAGCCUAUCAUUUCCUUGUGGGCUUAAAUAGCUGUUAAGCCAUUUCAUAUCUGGCAGAUUUUAGUUCCCUGUUUAUCUUCCUAGUAGGUCCUGCAUGCGUCUGUACAUCUGGCAGCAAUAGUGUUUUGUGUGGCCUACGUGUCACUUUUUUGAGUUCCUUUGAAAUCAGUGUGACAGGAAGGAGUGUGAAUGUGUGAAGACAGAGAUGAAUUUUGGUGUUGCAGUGAAGAUUACUAAUCUUAGAGCAUGGCCCUUGCCCAUAUGAGUGUAAUGCCCAGAGAUUCACAGGGCUUUUGUUUCCCAUCAAUGCAGACAAUGUCAUAUGGGUUCAGCUAUUUCACUUGGAUUGCCUUUGAAAGAGGGAAGAAGUGAAGAGAAAGCACAAAAACUGAAUCCAGUUUUACUUCCAUUUCUAAGAAAAAAUGGGACCAGAAGCAUCUGAGCCCCACUGGAAAGGGUUGUUGAAGAAGGGGCUCUGAUGUCCAGUGUACUUGCUGCUACAUGUAAGACUGUAUACAAAGUUGCCAAGAUGUGUUCCCAUUUUUGCAAGAAAAGAUAAGACAAUUUUCAUCUGAUGGCUCUACUACAUUCUCCCUUUGGGCAGAGGUGCUUAGCUUUCUCUAGCAUUCUCUGGUGUUCAAAAAGAGCAGAGUGCAUGCAGAAGCAUCAUCUCUGUCAUUUUGGACCGCACAGUGGUAACUGCUGCAUCUUAAAUUCUAAUCUGCAGUCAGUUUUUGUACAAAAUAUGGUAAAAUAUAUUAGUGAAAGUAAUAAGGAAAUUUUUAUAACUCAGAGAUGAAAUGUGCAGUUGCAAACUCAGCUACUUUGCCUUCCAUCCAAACUUAUUUUUCUGUAAAGCUUCAUUCCAUUUCACGAUCUAGCAGCAUAGAUCCUGAAAUCUCUUUUUAAGGACUACUUUUGGCAUUUUAAACACAGUGUUGAGAUAUUUACACAAGCUUCAUUUAUUCAUCUCUCUGAAGCCACCUACAGGAAGGGAGUCAAAAGCAGGGCUGAUUUGUGUCUCUAGCUGACUCUGUGAUGUAGGAGGUGAUGACAAGACAUCCUGAAAGGAGCAGAAGAGUAAUGCCAUUUUCAAGGCAACAAAAAACAGCCCUGGAAAGUGUGUGGCUUCAUCAGUCAGUCAGAGAAGGCACUAACUGACCUGUAAACUGGUCAAAGGGAGCGUUGGCUCGUGUAUGAAUGCACUUUUACUUGCUUAUGCUGGUGGGUGGCUGGCUGUGCAUUUUCCUCAAAUGUCACUCUGAUUAUUUAACUAUAAGUUUUUAGCAUGUUUUUAAAUAAAAACUGAUACUGAGUAAAACUAUCUUUAAUAUACACAAAUAUUGAUUUGUAUAAAUGCAUACCUCUCUCCAGUUGAUGAAAGCACAGUUCAAGUGUGUGAAAGUGCUGUUUCUCUGAGCGUUCCUUCAGACUCAGAGAAAUACCUGCUGUCUCACUGUGCUUCAUGCUCAGAAGUUGCAGAAGAACUUGAGCAGAGGUACAACAGGACAAUUGCUUCAAGAACCUCUACUUGAAAACUGUUGAUGUGAUAGCAGUGACUUCUGUUCCCUUCUGGUAGUACCAGGACUGCUAGUAAUAGAAGCCCCAGUGGAGGGUGUUUAAAGGGAAUGCCCAUAGCUAAGUACCUUGUGAGAUGAUAAAAACAAUGAUGUGAACAUCUCCAAGAUGACAGAAGAUGGUCAUGUUAGGCUAAUUCUCGUAUCCUGCCUGUGUCCACCCUGCAUUUGUAUGUAUGACAUACAAACUCACACACAGGAAGGGUGCGAGCAGAGGGCAGCUGAACUGAUCUGCAUGGUAUUUCUUGGGCAAUGUAUUGGUCAAGCACAGAAAAGGGAAGGAGGAAAAGAAUGUUUUCCCAGCAGAUAGUUCUUGGGAGCAGCAUGGAAUAGGGAACACCUAAUUCUGAUGUAAAUUCUUCCCAUGGAGUUGAGCAGCUUUGUCCUGUAGCUGGCAUGGGGAAACCUGGAGAAGUUUGCCUAUGGGUUAGCCAUCUGUUGUGCAGUAGAUAGUAAACACUAUGAAACAACAUGCCAUUCCCACCAGGUGAUGUUUGCACCAGUGUUUCUUCUAUGCAAUACCACCUUUAUUAAAAGAUUUUUACUAGGAUGAUAUAAAAAUAAAGGAUUUUUUAA
Molecule: messenger RNA, 5492 nt
Organism: Cuculus canorus (common cuckoo)
Lineage: Eukaryota; Metazoa; Chordata; Aves; Cuculiformes; Cuculidae
Gene: TSPAN9
Product: tetraspanin 9
Exons: 7
Coding region: 589-1611 (340 amino acids)
Cellular component (GO): membrane
Source: RefSeq, a predicted model, not a curated record